AAUUAUUCUCACAAAUAGUUGCAAAAAAACAAAAAACAGAAACUAUCCACUUCAAUCUUGAGGAAAAUGGGUGGAGAAGGGCAAAAACGCAGGUGGAGCCUUCAAGGCAAGACCGCACUUGUCACCGGUGGAACCAAAGGGAUUGGGUUCAUAAACAAUAUUGGUGCAAUCCGGUCAAAGCCAACAACUGAACAUACGGCAGAGGAUUUCUCGUUCCACAUAUCGACCAACUUGGAGUCUGCAUACCAUUUUAGCCAGCUUGCACAUCCUCUGCUCAAGGCUUCAGGAUGUGGGAACAUCGUCUUCAUAUCCUCUAUUGCUGGGGUCGUGUCACUUAGUAUCAGCUCCAUCUACUCUGCAACCAAAGGGGCGAUGAAUCAGCUAGCAAGGAAUUUGGCAUGCGAGUGGGCGAGCGAUGGCAUAAGGGCUAAUUCUGUGGCUCCUGCACUCAUUCCCACUCCUCUGGCGGAAACAGCGUUCGAUGAUGAAUUCAAUAGAAUGGUGAAAUCAAGAACGCCAUUGGGGCGCUUAGGUAAGCCGGAGGAGGUAGCAUCGCUUGUGGCAUUUCUUUGUAUGCCUGCAGCUUCUUACAUAACGGGUCAGACCAUUUGUGUCGAUGGUGGUCUCACUGUGAAUGGCUUCUCAUAUCAGCCACCAGUUUAAGCCAAUUACAAUUUCAAGUUUUCAAUAACAAACUUAAAUGUUUAUACUUUGUAUGCUCAAUAUGACUACAUUGUAGCCUAUACUUUUUGUUAGCAUCUUCGGGUAAGUCACCCAAUUGUGUAGCCAGACUUUAAAUUUUCUACUAGCUGCUCAAGGUUUUUGCAACCAAAUUUAAACUUAAGUGCUUAAACAACCAAAA
Messenger RNA from Thlaspi arvense, 862 nucleotides. Lineage: Eukaryota; Viridiplantae; Streptophyta; Magnoliopsida; Brassicales; Brassicaceae. The record is from the annotation of a GenBank genome assembly.